AUGAACCCAGCGAAUGUCAGCUUCCUAUACUACGUAUGGGUGAAUGGUUCGGUAGCUGUGAAACUGUUACUGGUCCAGCCUAAGUCACAGCCUAAGUCACACAAAGUAAAGGUACUCAACAGCAGUCACACCGGCUACACGACCAGGAUUAGAUACACCGGGGAGGACUCACUAUCACAGACUGGACAGCUGAGGUUUACAAUCUAUAAUGUAACUGUACAGGACGCUGAGAAGCCUACCACACCCACCAUCACCGGACCUGCCUCACCUGUAUCAGUUGAGAAUGUCACCCUGACAUGCUCCUCCGUCCCCCUGAGUCUACCCCCGGACCAUCCCCCACUGACCAUGACCUACAUCUGGAGGAGGGACAGGACCCUGGUAGAAUCUCGUGAUGAGUCUCCUACAGGUGGAGAUGACCUGACAAUAACCCACGUCAGCAGAGAGAACCAUGGAGAAAUCUACAGCUGCCAGGCCGUGGAGGAGGGCCUGAAGUCUAACUGGAGUCACGGACAUGUACUGGAUGUUCUCUAUGGACCUGACCAGAUACAGUUUGACGGCACAAGUGAAAAGCUGGAGGUAGAAGAAGGGAAACCUGCAGCUGUGAGAUGUUCUGCUGACUGUAACCCUGCCUGUACUGUAACCUGGUGGGACAUCUCUAGACAGACGGUGAUUACAGGACAGGGGGAGGCUGUGUUGUCUAUACAAGCUGUAGAUGUACCUGUGUCUGGACUGUACACGUGUCACGUCUACAACAGCCAUGGGAGUGCAUCACGGAACCUGACGCUGGAGGUCUUCUCACGUGAAGAUACUGAAUCUGGUAUCGUUUCCAUCGUCCCCGUGGCUGCUGUCUGCUCCGUCCUGAUCGUGGUCAUCGCCGUUGUCGUCAUCGUUGUUGUUUGUAGAAAACAGAGACGUGGAGGAAGGGGAGACAUUCAUAGUCGCGUUGUCACAUACAUCCUUGACGCAGAAACAGACGGGGGCUACCAGGAGAUAGAAGAGAGAGGAUACGUUCAUCAGCGGGAAGACGAAAACGACGGGAGCUACCAGGAAAUAGAAGAAGGUGAUGACAACGUCGACGACAUCGUCCCCAUCGUAGCUGUCUACUCCAUUAUGCUCACUGCUGUGGCAGUUGUGGUGGCAGCAGUUACUAUUCUUGUCUGCAAGGACGUAAAAGAAAACCAGGACAGAAGAUGUGGUGAAUAUCUUACUGUGAUGGCAGAGAGAUUGUCCCGUGACUUCAGUGAUGUACCUUGUGCUUCCAACAACGACGGGGAUGUCUUACCCCUACAUGAUUACGAGCGACUCCUGAGGGAACAGUUCCACAUCUACACGUCUCUCCACCCUUCAACUUCCUAACUGAGGACCACAGCACCAGGUGAAGCCUAUACUGACGGUACAGUUCCUCAUCUACACGUCUCUCCACCCUUCAUCGUCCCCCAUCGAGGACCACAGUACCAGGUGAAGCCUAUACUGACGAUACUGUUCCUCAUCUA
This is a messenger RNA of Haliotis rubra (blacklip abalone), 1493 nucleotides long. RefSeq lists its product as uncharacterized. The record is from RefSeq and is a predicted model, not a curated record. Bases 1 to 1356 code for a protein of 451 amino acids. The transcript has 11 exons. Lineage: Eukaryota; Metazoa; Mollusca; Gastropoda; Lepetellida; Haliotidae.